This is a messenger RNA of Podospora anserina S mat+, 720 nucleotides long. RefSeq lists its product as uncharacterized. NCBI's taxonomy places the organism in Eukaryota, Fungi, Ascomycota, Sordariomycetes, Sordariales, Podosporaceae. The transcript is spliced from 4 exons. The record is from RefSeq and is a predicted model, not a curated record. Bases 1 to 720 code for a protein of 239 amino acids.
AUGAAGUCUGUCUUUGUCGCCGCUGGCGUUCUCGCCCCCCUGGCUGCUGCCCACAGCAUCUUCCAACAGGCUGGCAGUGGAUCGAUCGACUUCGGCACAUCAUGCACUCGCAUGCCGCCCAACAACUCUCCCGUCACCAGCGUUGGCAGUUCUGAUCUUGCCUGCAAUGUCGGUGGUUCGCGCGGCGUUGCUGGCCUUUGCGAGGUGAGCGCCGGUGACUCCUUCUUCGUCGAGAUGCACGCCCAGCCCAACGACCGCUCCUGCGCCAACGAGGCCAUCGGCGGGAACCACUUCGGCCCCGUCAUCGUCUACAUGGCCAAGGUCAACGACGCCAAGACGGCCGAUGGCGCCUCUGCCUCGUGGUUCAAGGUCGACGAGUUCGGCUACGACGCCGGCAGCAAGACCUGGGGCACCGACACCCUCAACAAGAACUGCGGCAAACGGACGUUCAAGAUCCCCAGCAAGAUCCCCGCUGGUGACUACCUCGUCAGAGCGGAGGCCAUCGCUCUUCAUACCGCCGGCUCGAGCGGUGGUGCGCAGUUCUACAUGAGCUGCUACCAGGUUAGAGUUGCCAACAGCGGCAGCGGUCAGCUUCCUGCUGGUGUUAGGCUUCCGGGUGCUUACAGCGCUUCUGACCCUGGUAUUCUCAUCAACAUCUGGGGCGACUUUGGUACCUACAAGGUCCCCGGACCUGCCGUCAUUGACCAGAGCUACUUCUAA